AUGACCUUCAAGGUUGGGUGUUUACUGCAAAAAGUGAAGUACAGAACAUGCUAGCAGCCCUGGUUUAUACAAUAAAAGAACGUGUGCACAAAAGACUUUUAAUUCUUCAAGGUACAGCCUCACAGGAGAUUACAGAAGGAGUGCACAGAGCCCAUGGACCCUUCAUCCUGCCUCCCUACUGUGACAGAUUACUAUAGUUCACAUUGUAACUAGAAAGUUGCCAUUAGCAUAAUACUGCUGACCAUAUUACAGACCUACUGUUAUUUUUUCCCCCUGUAUUGGCCUUGAACCCAAGGAUUGCUGGGCCAUGUCCAGCUUUUUUUAGUUUUUUGAGACAGGGUGUCCCUGAGUUGCCCAGGCUGUCCUCUUGCUUCAACCUCCAGAGUAGCUGGGAUUACACUCUUUUGUCACUAGCACUCCUUUGUUCUUAUUGUGUGCAGUUGUAUUUAGAUGUGCAUAGAUUCAUGUACCUGGCACCAUAAUCAAGAUACAGAAUUGUUCUGUAAUACACCUUUGGCAAGAUACAAAACUGGAAACAAUGAUUGGUGGUCUUUAAGUAGGACAAAUAGAGUGGCCAGAUGUGACAGGGUGAGGAAGGAGACAUCCCAUUUCGCUGUCAUAUUACAAUACAUUUUUAACAGUUGAGACAUCUUGGUGACAUCCAAGUGGAAAUCUCAGAAGGGCAGAGGGUGUGUCUCCAGCUCCCUCAGAGCUGUCAAGGAUGCCUGGGGAGUCGUGGGGGCCCCAGGGGGAGGUCAUUAACAUCCUGCCAGUGUGGGACGCCUCCAGAGGGCUCAAGUAAAGCCUCAAGAGCUCCUGCGUUUCAGAAAGACCAAGGAGAUGGAGCGUGAGGCUGUGAAGGGUCUGUGGGUGGAGGCAAACCUGGCCAGGGCUUCAAGAGGAAGGGACGGGAGAGGGUUUCCAGGAGGAGUGGACACUGUCAACUGUAGCUGAGUUUGAGGGAGAGAAAUGACAAUUGGCUGAACUUCACAAAAUUUUCCUCACUUUAGAAUUGUACAGGAUCCAAGGUGAACCAGGCAUGGUGCACACCUGCAAUCCCAGCGUUCAGGAGGCUAAGAUUGCUCAUUUAGAAAGUGGAUGUGCUGGGUAACAUGUCCAGCGUGUCUGAGGAGAGAAGGAAAAGACAGCAGAGCAUUAAGGAAGGACUGCAGUUCAUACAGUCAUCGCUGUCAUAUCUGGGGACCCAAGAACAAUAUGCGGUAUAUUUGCAGGGUCUUGUGAGAAAUCUUUUUAAUGAAGGAAAUGAUUUUUAUCGGGAACAUGAUUGGAAUAGCUCGAUAAGCCAGUACACAGAAGCUUUAAGGAUAGCUGAUUAUGCAGAGUCUGAUAAAAUUUCCAUUCCUAAAGAAAUCAUUGAAAAACUAUAUGUAAAUCGCAUGGCCUGCUAUUCUAAUAUGGGUCUGCAUGAUAAAGUUUUAGAAGACUGCAAUGUCGUCCUCAGUUUAAAUGACAGUAACUGCAAAGCUCUCUAUCGGAAAUCUAAGGCUCUAAGUGAUUUAGGAAGCUAUGGAGAAGCUUAUCUUACUGUGGCAAAAUGCUCCUUAGCAAUGCCUCAGGAUGAACAUGUAAUAAAACUAACUCAAGCGCUAGCUCAGCAAUUGGGACUUAAAAUAAGGAAAGCAUAUGUUAGAGCCGAGCACUCACUGAAAUCAGUUCCUGGGGAUGGGACUACCAAGGCUGUGGACUGUUCUGUGGAAGAUAUUGAACCAGAUUUAUUCGCUCCAAGGCAAGAAGCACUUCCUGUUCUCUCUUUACCUGUAUCCAGUUUUUCUCACGAUGUUGGAAGUGAGCUGGCCUCAGUUCCCACUGUGCCCUUACCUUCUAUUUUGCCACUGCAAGUGGAAAACAGUGCUCUGCCAUCCACAGUAUUGGCAAAUGGAGGGAAGAUCCCCUUCACGAUGCCAGAAGCUUUUCUGGAUGAUGGAGAUAUGGUCCUUGGAGAGGAAAUAGAUGACCUCCUUGAUUCUGCACCUGAAACUAAUGACAGUAUUAUGCCAACAGCUCUAGCCCGAGCGCCCCUCCCAGCAUCCAGUGUUGCUCCUAGCUUGCCCUUCUCAACGCCUCUGCUCGGAGCCUUGCCCAUUGGUGCGCGGUAUGCUCCUCCGUCCUUUGCAGAGCUGUAUCCGCCUUUGACCUCAUCUUUAGAAGAUUUUUGUUCUUCUCUAAAUUCAUUUUCAAUGAAUGAACCCAAACAAGAUCUGUCCACCUCAACUUCUAGAGAGGGAACAACGCUUAACAACAGUAAUUCUUCCCUUUCACUUAUGAACAGACCAAGUAGUUUGUUUACUUUUGAUGGCUUCCUGGGAAUUUCAAGUCAGCCUAGAAAUGACUUUGACUUUGGAAAAUUUUUUGGAAGUACAAUUACUAAACCAUCUGUAUCAGUGACUCCAAGACAUCCCCUUGAAGGAACCCAUGAAUUAAGACCAGCUUGCCAAAUCUGUUUUGUAAAAUCAGGCCCUAAAUUAAUGGAUUUCACAUACCAUGCUAAUACAGAUCAUAAAUGUAAGAAGGAUAUUUUAAUUGGUAGGAUAAAGAACGUUGAAGAUAAAUCAUGGAAAAAAAUACGCCCAAGACCAACAAAAACAAAUUAUGAAGGACCAUAUUAUAUAUGUAAAGAUGUUGCUGCGGAGGAGGAAUGUAAAUAUUCAGGCCACUGCACAUUUGCUUAUUGCCAAGAAGAGAUAGAUGUCUGGACGCUGGAAAGGAAAGGAGCAUUCAGUCGUGAAGCUUUCUUCGGAGGCAACGGGAAGAUCAACCUUACUGUGCUGAAACUUCUCCAAGAGCAUGUUGGAGAAUUUAUAUUCCUUUGUGAGAGAUGUUUUGAUCAUAAACCUAGAAUGAUUAGUAAAAAAAAUAAAGAUUCUACUGCUUGUUCGCACCCAGUUACAAAGCAUGAGUUUGAAGACAAUAAGUGCCUUGUCCACAUUUUGCGAGAGACAUCAGUAAAAUACUCCAAAAUACGUCCUUUUCAUAGUCAGUGUCAGCUUGAUUUGUGUCGGCAUGAAGUUCGCUAUGGCUGUUCAAGGGAAGAUGAGUGCUUUUAUGCCCACAGUCUUGUGGAGCUGAAAGUGUGGAUAAUGCAGAAUGAUACAGGUAUUUUACAUGAUGCUAUUGCUCAAGAAUCUAAACAGUACUGGCAAAAUUUGGAGGCAAAUGUACCAGGAACUCAGGUGCUUAGCAAUCUAAUAAUGCCUGGAUCUCUUAAUAUGAAGAUAAAAUUUGUGUGUGCUCAGUGUCUGAGAAAUGGUCAAGUCAUUGAACCAGACCAAAACAGAAAAUAUUGUAGUGCAAAAAAAGAAAAGCAUUUGUGGACCAAAGAUCGUCGUGCGAUGAGAGUGAUGUCUCUUGAACGUAUGAAGUGGAUGAACAUCCGUCCUCUCCCCACAAAGAAACAAAUGCCUUUACAGUUUGAUCUGUGCAACCAUAUUGCCUCUGGGAAAAAAUGUCAGUAUGUUGGGAACUGCUCCUUUGCUCACAGUCCUGAGGAGCGAGAGGUGUGGACUUACAUGAAGGACAAUGGAAUACAAGAUAUGGAACAAUUUUAUGAACUUUGGCUAAAGAGUCAGAAGAAUGAAAAAAGUGAUGAUGUACUCAGUCAGUCAAACAAGGAAAAUGGAAAACAAAUUCACAUGCCAACAGAUUAUGCCGAAGUGACUGCGGAUUUUCACUGCUGGAUGUGCGGGAAGAACUGUAAUAGUGAGAAGCAGUGGCAAGGCCACAUCUCUUCAGAGAAGCACAAGGAGAAGUUUUUCCAUACUGAAGACGACCAGUACUGCUGGCAACACCGCUUCCCAACCGGGUAUUUUAGUAUUUGUGAGAGGUAUAUGAAUGGAGUCUGCACCGAAGGAAGCAGCUGUAAAUUUGCACAUGGAAAUGCUGAGCUCCAUGAAUGGGAAGAAAGAAGAAAUGCCCUAAAAAUGAAGCUCAGCAAAGCACGAAAAGAUCACUUAAUUGCCCCAAAUGAUAAUGACUUUGGAAAAUAUAGUUUUUUGUUUAAAGAUUUAAACUAAUAUUCUGGCUUUUAUGUAACCCAAUCAGAGCAUUGACCAUGAAAAUUGAAAGUGUUCUGAGGCACAUAGCAGAGGAGCUCCAGGCUUUCUGCUAGUAUUGGCACACAUCGUUCCUCCUGAGCAGCACCCAGUAGGUAGGAAAACGGGCUGGUUAGCAGGUCUGGCUAAGCUCUCAUGGAGCCAUUGGCCUCAAAUGGCGAAGUGACUACUGCCUGGUUGCCAUCUGUUGAACAGAUUUUUGGAUGAAGUGUUGGGGAAGAGGAUGAAGUUAUGUCUAGGGCAGCUCUUUGAGUUGGUCCUUCAAGUAAGAACCAUGAUGAUCAGAGAAUGAACACUUGUACUGGGGUCAGAAUACAUGACAGAUGAAAUCUUUACGUGAUUUAGUGGAACGAAUUUAAUAUAAUAAAGUUUGCUACUUAUCUGUAUGUAGGUUGCUAAAAAGGAUUUUCUUAACUCAGAUUUUAAGCCAGAUAACCAUUUAACACUAGUAUAUGUUAAAUGGGGUAUUUUUCUGUAUUUGUAUGUUUCACUAUAAUAAGGGAACUGAAGAUAAUGUGCAUUGAGAAUAUUUUGAAAAAUAAUCAAUUGACUCAAAUUUUAUUUCUUGGUCUUUUGCUGUUUUAAUGAUGAAUUUGAAAGAUUAAACUUGUACUGUUGGUAUCGUGUAGUGUCUGGACCAAUAUUGCCUGAAAUAAAAGAUUUUAUAUAUAUAGA
Messenger RNA from Chinchilla lanigera (long-tailed chinchilla), 4745 nucleotides. RefSeq names its product zinc finger CCCH-type containing 7A (gene Zc3h7a). The record is from RefSeq and is a predicted model, not a curated record. Gene Ontology annotation, molecular function: protein binding; metal ion binding; miRNA binding. Lineage: Eukaryota; Metazoa; Chordata; Mammalia; Rodentia; Chinchillidae. Gene Ontology annotation, biological process: miRNA processing. The transcript has 23 exons. The coding region runs from base 1113 to 4031 and encodes 972 amino acids.